GACCCGUUCAACACUCUAAAGCACUAGAAUAACGAACUUUUCUGUUUUAUUAGUCUCGUUUUAUUAUCACAUCUAUCUUUUUAUCUCACUCAGAUUCACAUCUUAAGCAAUAUCUCCCUGUAUGAGCCUUUUAUAUAGAACCAACAGCUCUACCCGCCAAGCUAAAGAUCACCUAAUCAUUUGGUUUCCCUUGUGUGCUCUCCUUUUUCUCUCCCUUCUGCUUGCUUGUCUGAGAGUUCAUCUCUGCCCUCUGGCCUCAAGCGCUGCUCUUCGAUAAUUAUUUCUCUCCAUCCCUGUUUGAAAUGGGCAGCCUUAUUGCUUGGGUGGGAAGGCAGUAGGUGAAAUUUAGAAAAGCCUGAGGGGGGUUGAAGAGAUAGAUGGAGAGUUUAGGAAGAAGUAAGGUUUUACGUGUUCUGUUUGGACUUCUACUGCUUCUGGGUGUCUUCUGGUUCUUCUCUACUGCAAUUCUGGUGAACCACACUACCGGACCGACAGUCACAGUUUCAUCGAGCAGAAUCUUCAAGCAUUGGAAGCUGAAUGGAAGAGAUAAGAAGCAUGCUGUUGUUUGGGAUUCUUCUACCUUCAUUUACGUGAGCAAGAGGCGAGUACCUAAUGGACCUGAUCCCAUCCAUAACAGGAGAGCAGUGAAGACUAGACAACCAGCUGGUCGAGCUUAACCAUGAGGAGAGUGUGAAGCAUAAGAAUUUGAGCAGGAGGCUUGUACAAUAAGUUAUAUAUCUGCACUCUGCGACUCGUGCAGUUAUUUAUGAUUUUCGCCUCCCUUAGGAAUUAGGAUUUGUGGAGUGAUUAAAAUUUUGGAGAAGGUAGGUUUAAUGAAGCUCAUUAGUUUGAUGUCCAAGUCCUGAGCAUUCUGUAAUGUGAUUCGUGAUUCUGUUUGAAUUCCCAACCUUACUGUAAAUCUAAAAGCUGUUCAUGGGCAUGAAAAGAACACCAUUUAAAGCUCAAACACAAUAUACAUAUUCAA
Argentina anserina (silverweed cinquefoil) is the source of this 985-nucleotide messenger RNA. RefSeq names its product CLAVATA3/ESR (CLE)-related protein 25. The transcript has 2 exons. Lineage: Eukaryota; Viridiplantae; Streptophyta; Magnoliopsida; Rosales; Rosaceae. Bases 378 to 677 code for a protein of 99 amino acids. The record is from RefSeq and is a predicted model, not a curated record.